AUGGUUCCUGAUGAAGUUGCCGCCAAGAAGGAAUUGGAUGAGCGGAAGAAGGUCAACGCAGGUUCAUUUCGAGAUGAACGAGGUGGAACGAAGAAGCGAUCAACUGAUGGUGGACGCAAAGAUGCAGGAACGCUGGCGACUGGGCUAGGAAAUGGUGUUGUCAGGCGAGGCUACGGUUGUGUGACGCGAAUCACAAUCGAUCGCUCCAAGUGCCCACAAGAUCACACAGAGACGGCUACGGCACAGCGGCUCGACUCACCGACUGAUGCGGAUCGACCGAGCUGCUUUUGCUGCUGCUGCUGCUGCUACUGCUGCCGCCUCAACUAG
This is a messenger RNA of Pseudozyma hubeiensis SY62, 327 nucleotides long. RefSeq lists its product as hypothetical. The record is from RefSeq and is a predicted model, not a curated record. Bases 1 to 327 code for a protein of 108 amino acids. NCBI's taxonomy places the organism in Eukaryota, Fungi, Basidiomycota, Ustilaginomycetes, Ustilaginales, Ustilaginaceae. The transcript is spliced from 2 exons.